Messenger RNA from Botrytis fragariae, 1575 nucleotides. Its product is annotated as putative mfs multidrug transporter protein. Gene Ontology annotation, biological process: transmembrane transport. Lineage: Eukaryota; Fungi; Ascomycota; Leotiomycetes; Helotiales; Sclerotiniaceae. The record is from RefSeq and is a predicted model, not a curated record. The transcript is spliced from 2 exons. Gene Ontology annotation, molecular function: transmembrane transporter activity. Bases 1 to 1575 code for a protein of 524 amino acids.
AUGUCAAUUGUCAUAGAAGAGCUGGGGAGAACCGAAAAUGAUAUACAACUACCCGUAUUUCCAACCGAACCAGAACCAAUACCAUCCCCAAUUCCCACUCCUACAAUAGUAACCUGGGACGGACCAUCCGAUCCUCACGAUCCAUUCAAUUGGUCCCCCCGCAAAAAAUGGCUCGUAAUCACUCUCGCACUUCUUGCCAGCUUCAUCUCCUCCAUGAACGGUACCAUCCUAUCCGUCGCGCAUAAUCCCAUCAAUACCGAAUUUCACAUUUCUGAUUCGCACUUCCCGAACUCCUAUUGGCCUAUCGCAUCAUGGGGAGUCGGAGGCGCAAUCUUCUCGCUUGUUUUGUUUCCCGUCAUGGAAGAUUUUGGGAUUCGACCGGUGUUUCUUGGCACGUAUUUAUUGUUCGUCGCCUCCUUGAUUCCGAUUGGGUUUGCGAGGAAUUUUGAAACGUUGGUGGUGGUGAGGUUUUUUAGUGGCGGGUGUGUACAGCUUUUGAGUAAUGCGGUGGCGGGAGUUAUUUCGAAUGUUUGGAGGGAUGAUAGGGAGAGGAGUGUGCCGAUUAGUUUGUAUGUGACUACUUAUCUUGUUUCAACGAGUAUGGGUCCUGUUAUUGGUGCUGCAAUUCUGCAAUAUCUGGAUUGGCGUUGGAUCGGACAUAUUGAGUUGAUAUGGACAGUUGCGUUCUUCCCCCUCUUCAUAUUCUGUCUUCCAGAGAGUCGUGGCUCCGCUAUUCUACUAGCUAAAGCAAAACAACAACGUCAGGAAGGAACAGAAAUAUACACAGCAGAAGAACUCCAUAAGCAGCCCAUCCACAAAAUCCUCAUCAAAAGCGUUCAAAGACCCCUCUACAUGCUCCUCACCGAAUCUGUCGUCUUCAUCGCCACUCUCUGGGCAGCAUUCAGUCUCGGAACCAUAUACCUCUUCACCCAAUCCGUUGAGCAGGUCUAUUCCCAACUCUAUAAUUGGAAUAGUUUACAAGCUGGAUAUGUACAGCUUGCGAUCGCCAUUGGCGAGUGCGUAGGUUGUUUACUCUGCAUGUAUACCAAUUCCUGGUACUACGAUUCUGCGUCCCGAAAUACAGAAGUCCCUGGAACCCCCAUCCCCGAAGCACGUCUAUAUCCCUCUGUAAUUGGCGGGUUCUUGGGAGUCACGGGCGGAAUGUUUCUCUAUGGAUGGACAUCCCUUUCCUCUCUGCACUGGCUCAUCCCCACGAUUGGACUCUUCCUCGUGGGCUUUGGAACAUCGGCAAUCAUCAUCAGUAAUGCGAAUUACCUCGUAGAUGCAUAUAGCAAGUAUGCGGCGAGUGCGUUGGGCGCAGUGGGAUUGGUGGAGAAUAUCGCGUUGGCUUUUAUACCAUUGGCGAGUGAGAGGAUGUAUACGGAUUUGAGAUUUCAGUGGGCGAGCUCGCUGUUGGGGUUUGUGAGUCUGGGACUGGUGGCGACGCCGUUUGCGGUAUUUAGGUGGGGGAAGGUAAUUAGAGGAAGGAGUCCGUUUAUGAAGGAGGCGGUAUUGGAGAAGAGAGGUUUGAUGGUUGGAGAUGAGGGGGCGGGUGUGGGUGUGAGGGAGGUUUGA